Molecule: messenger RNA, 2885 nt
Organism: Xenopus laevis (African clawed frog)
Lineage: Eukaryota; Metazoa; Chordata; Amphibia; Anura; Pipidae
Gene: opn1lw.L
Product: opsin 1 (cone pigments), long-wave-sensitive L homeolog
Biological process (GO): visual perception; detection of visible light; G protein-coupled receptor signaling pathway
Cellular component (GO): membrane
Molecular function (GO): G protein-coupled receptor activity
Source: RefSeq, marked provisional
GAGAGAUAGGGAGAACUAAGGUGGUGGAGUUGGGAUUCCUUCAACUAGAAGAAAAAAGGAAUUUGGUGAAUUAGGGAGACUCCGGUGAUGGCUUCACAAUUGAAUGAGGCAAUAUUUGCUGCUCGGAGGAGAAACGACGAUGAUGACACAACAAGAAGUAGUGUGUUCACAUAUACUAACAGCAACAACACAAGAGGUCCAUUUGAAGGUCCAAAUUACCACAUUGCCCCACGAUGGGUCUACAACCUCACUUCAAUCUGGAUGAUAUUUGUUGUUUUUGCUUCUGUGUUCACUAAUGGCUUGGUCAUUGUAGCCACUUUAAAAUUCAAGAAACUUCGACACCCUCUGAACUGGAUUCUUGUCAAUAUGGCUAUUGCAGAUCUUGGAGAGACAGUCAUUGCCAGUACCAUCAGUGUCUUCAACCAGAUAUUUGGUUACUUUAUUCUCGGGCACCCGAUGUGUGUUUUAGAAGGCUUCACUGUAUCAACCUGCGGUAUCACUGCUCUGUGGUCUCUGACGGUCAUUGCUUGGGAAAGAUGGUUUGUGGUCUGUAAACCUUUUGGAAACAUUAAAUUUGAUGAAAAGCUGGCAGCUACCGGUAUCAUUUUCUCUUGGGUUUGGUCUGCAGGCUGGUGUGCACCUCCAAUGUUCGGAUGGAGCAGGUUUUGGCCUCACGGCUUGAAGACAUCAUGUGGUCCAGAUGUAUUCAGUGGCAGCUCAGACCCUGGAGUUCAGUCAUACAUGCUUGUCCUUAUGAUUACAUGCUGCAUCAUCCCCUUGGCUAUCAUUAUCUUGUGUUAUUUGCAUGUAUGGUGGACCAUUCGGCAGGUUGCCCAGCAGCAGAAGGAAUCAGAAUCCACUCAGAAAGCUGAACGAGAAGUAUCCCGUAUGGUGGUAGUGAUGAUUGUCGCUUAUAUCUUCUGCUGGGGGCCCUACACUUUCUUUGCCUGUUUUGCUGCUUUCAGCCCAGGUUACAGCUUCCACCCGCUAGCAGCUGCAUUGCCUGCCUACUUUGCCAAGAGUGCCACCAUUUACAAUCCAAUUAUCUAUGUCUUUAUGAACAGACAGUUCCGAAACUGUAUCUAUCAAAUGUUUGGCAAAAAGGUCGAUGAUGGAUCAGAAGUGUCCUCUACUUCUAGAACAGAGGUGUCAUCUGUCUCCAACUCGUCCGUGUCCCCUGCAUAAAAUGAUCAUGUCUGUUAUAUUUUAUUCCUCUCUUUUUCUCUACUUUCCUUAUCUUUCCUUUUCUGCACAUUCUCAUUAUAUUCAUAUGCAGGGGCAGGUAAAUGCCUAAACCUGGCACAUACAACAAUAAACCCAGGUUUUGACCAUCCACUAAACGGAGUUCAAAUUGACAUUAUACUGAGACUGCACUUCUGUGCGUAAUUAAGAAAUGAAGUAUGGCAUUUUUGCUAGUAUAUAGUACUGAAUUUAAUAUAUUAAAGUGCACAACCGCCUAAUGAUUGGGCAGCCGGGCUGUCCCCAUUCUCAAUGUAGCUGUGUGAGACUAAUUAGUAACAUGAUUUGAGAUAAUAUGAACAGUAUUCCUUUGUAGGUCAUUUAUUUGCUACUAGGGAUGAGCCGAAUUUGACCUGAUUCGUUUCGGCAAAAAUUCGUUUCUGACGCCCAUUAAAGUCUAUGAGCGUCAAAAAAAAUUAGUUGUGUGGCGAUAUUUUUUUUGACGCACGUCGUUUUUUUUGUCGCACAACGCCAUACAAGUCUAUGGGCGUAAUUUUUGCGGCAAAACAAGGCGAAAAAAUUCGCCCAUCCCUAUUUGCAACAGACAAUUGGCUGCACUGAUACACAAGAAAUUGGGCAGCUCUGGCCAAGUAAAAAGAUGAAGAAAGCUCAGUAAAAGAGUUUUAACAGGCUGUGGACUACAUGAAAACAUUAAUUUUGGUAAGAUGUGAAGCAGGGUUGCUGGGUCUAAUUUUCAAAACCAGCCAAAGCCAGCUACUAAACCAAGCCCAAAACUAGCCAAGAGGCACUCCAAAAGUACCCCAAAAACAGCACAAUAUGUGCAGUGAAAAAAAUUUAAAAAAAUAAAUGAAUAUAUGUGCAAAUACGCCUUUUUCAAAUUUUCGCUUGAUUUUCCGCAAAGCAAAAUGGGACAGAUUCGCCCAUCACCAGGGGCGUAACUACAGAGGGGGGGCCCAUGAGAUAUAGCGCCCCAUAAGGCCUUAAUACAUGUACAAUUUUAAUAAAUAUUGGUAAGACAGGUCAACCUCUGGACAUUUUGAUUUUUGCCCGAAAAUUGUCUGAAAUUGAGGAAAGUCAAUGUAAAAUGCGUGAAUGCUUAAGAGUAACGGGAGAGUGGGGGACAGAGCCCAAAAUCUGGUAACUCCCAACUUCUACACAAUUCAGUCCCAUUGCAUGCUGGGUAUUGUAGUCUUACAAUAAACUUGGCAGUCAGCAAAUUGUUAAACAAAAACUACAUUACCCAACAUGCAUUGGGAGAGGCAGGCUUGGCACAUUAGGGCAAGAAAAAACUUUGGCUGGUUUCAAAGUACAAAGUUUGUACUUUCAAAACCCGCCUGGACUUUAAAUUAGUAGCCCAAUUUGGCUGGAAAACCGCCAACCUGGCAACCCUGGUGUGAAGCUCUGGUAUCUCUGAAAAGUUCCUUAGUCUUCAUAUACAGUUUGCAUUGACAAUAUGCAUGUGGCAACAGAUAGGGAAGCUUAGUAGUCCUCCUGCUGCAGCUGCAAAACUUUUCUAGCAAUAGAGAGUGUGAAAACGGAAGGUUGCCCUUUAUAUUCAGACAAUAUUGUAUAAAAAUACCACGUUUGAUGUACAAUGUUCAUAUUUACUGUAUAUCUGUUCUACCCAAGUCAUUGUAAAUUUAUCAUGAAAGUCUCUGUUUUAAUAAAGUUCCUCACUUGCUUUG